AUGUCCCCUGAAUGGGCGGCGUGGAUUGCCAGGCCUCGACUAGAGAUAUUGACGAGAGACGGAGGCCUCGAACGUCUUGUACGCAUUUUGCGCGACUUUGUCGCGAACCCUCCACCACCACAAGAAGCUGGAGGAUUUUAUGGCCUUUUACCUCCAAUUCCAACAGGAAAUAGCAGCGCGGCGACGGCGAUUGCCUCCCUUAAUCCAAGCAUGAACCCCUCUCACCAGCCCCAGGUAACCCAUGCCCCGACCUUCAAUCCAGGUUUGAUGCCUCUCCCUAUCCCAACCGACACCACGUAUGCCCCCGGUUUUCCGGCAGACCCCAAUGACCUUCAUCGACCACUUCCGGAAGCGCGUCCGUACGACAGGGACGCCGCACAGCGGUUCUCUCUCGCAUUCCAGUCAAUCGUAAAUGUUGGAGUCAGAGGCUCAGAAGCUAUUCGCUCGCGAGUUGUUCAAGCGGGGACCCUCGAGGUCGUUGCCAGCGUCCUGGAGGCAUGGUUAGUGAGCAAGGGUUUCCCUUUAAUCAUGCCAAGGCGGGGAAAGAAGAAGGAUACAUCUCACAAUAGUUCCGCAUCGGUAGAUCGGCAAGAGCUACAUCCAGUCUUAGCAAGCAUGGAGGUUGAUGGUGAUGAGCGGAUGGAUGACGAGGCGGCUGAGAGCGCAGGAAUGUCGUCGCGAGGAGCCCUUACCAUCCGUGCGAGAACGACUACCAUCACACCUCAGACUGGCUCACGUCUGCGGAAUGACGCCAGGGUUGCGCGAUCUGUUGCCGCCAACGGGAAUGCAAUUACAAGACCUCCAGCCCCCAGUGGCGUGAGACCGAAUGCCUCAAGUCCACCGACCCGUGCUGGAAGCUCAAGAGCGGCUACUAGCGGCAAUCAGACCACACCGAGACGUACCCUUACCUCGCUCGACUCCAGCCAAUCGAUCGCAUCAUCGUCUUCAACCAGCCAAGAUUCCUCCACCAAUUUAUCCACUACAUCUCUCCUCCCUACUCCCUCGAGUGCUUCUUCAUCCACCUCUCUACUCCAACAGCAGCAACAGCACAUGUCCGCCUCUGUCACUCGUGGGCGCAGUGGCACUCUUGUUCAGAGAACUCGCGCCGAUGAUAGUUCAAGAGAGCACUCUACCGAUGAGAUGGAGGGAGAUGCUGAUACCGAGCAAGUAGGUAAUCGAAGUGGGACAAACACCGAAGACGAAGAUAUGGAGGCAGAGUCGAGCAACAACGAAAUCGAGAUGGAGGGCGCUCGUACUACUCGCGGUCAGAGUGUCGACACCACUGUAGCUCCCGCUCGCACUUCUCAUCGACCAGUUGCGGUCGCGGAUCCACAAGCCCUCUCGCCCCGUGCCCACACGGAUUCGCUUUCGCUACCAGGUGGCGGACCGGGUAUGGGAAUUGGAAUGGGUAUGGAGGUGGACGUGCUAGCUGCUGUGAAUAUGGUGAUGGCGCACGAGGGCGUUGCUGCUUUCGAAGGGACACAGUUCGGUGGAGAGGCUGCCAACGCUGCAGCAGCAGAGGCCAUUGCCCGUGCGGGACGGGAAGGGAUUAUGGAGGAAGAGACGCCCAGAGCCGUCUUGCGCAACAUGUCGGAGCGUAUGGGUCCUUUGAACGGCGGUGAGCUCGGUCAAGUCGAUGAAGAGAUGGGCGAAGGACCUUCGGCGCCGCAGGCUAGACCUGCAUCGACCGCCCAACCAUCGGAAGACCCUGGACCUGCGCAUACAACCCCUACCCCGAUGGCUCACGCUCGCCUCAAUCUCUCGCCUGCCACAGGUCAUCCCAAUGAGACUGCUCCUACCACCGCUCAAGAUGCUCCUUUACCCAACGUUCAAGGUGACACCGCUGGUCGGGCCCCAACAACAGGUCCAACUUCGCUGGAUCGCAACCGAAUACGCGUCAUGACUGGAGAUGCCGGACCGUUCCGACAGGAAGAUGUCUUGCGGGCACUCCAACUCUUGGCUUAUCUGACGAAAUACCCGCAUGUUCGACAAGAGUUCUACAAGAAGCGGGUGCACCUUCCGGCGGGCAUGACGGGCCCGACCCCUGGCGCCACUGUUUUGACUGGCUCCGGCGUAGGUGCCUCACAUAGCGGGAGAUUGUAUAACAACAACCCUACCACUCUCAGCCAGGUGGCUCCCGUCACAGCCGCUAUCGCGGCAGGCCAUGUCCCUCAGAUCACGACACUCUUCUCUCUAGUCGAACGUUUCACCUUCCGUCCAUCCGUCUCACACCUCAAUCUUCAUCCUUCUCUCACUAUCCCGACCAUUCCGCCCGAGAUCCAAAGUUGGGCUGCGGUCAUUAUGCGUAACGCUUGUCGAAAGGAUGAUUCACAAGGCGGUAUUCGACAGUGUGCCAACAUGACGUGCGGAAAGUGGGAGAAGACCCCACGGGAGUUUGCCAAAUGCCGAAGAUGCCGGAAAGCCAAGUAUUGCGGCAAGGAAUGUCAGAGCAAAGCUUGGAGCAUGGGGCACCGGUACUGGUGCAGCGCGCGAGAAGGUGGCGAGCCUGGACAACCCGCCACGGACAAUUUGGAUCAUGAGAAUGAUGAGACGCCCAACACAGCCACGAUUGCUGGCCAGACCAAUGGAGCAAAUGCUGGCGUUGGAAUCGGCAUAGCGCCUGGCGGUGGUGUCGGCAUUGUACCGCUCAACAAUCAGCCGACGAAUACAGCGACCACAGCCAACAGAGGACGGACCGCCGGUCCUGUCGGAUUCCCUCCGAUGGGUAAUCAAGGCCCAGCGGGAUAUCGAGGUCCCCUAAUUGUCAAUGCUGGUAACAACGCCUGGGAAGGUCAACCGCUCCCUGAUACGACUCCACAAGCAAACAACGUUGCAACUGGACCAACUGGUCAAGCGGCGACGACACCAGCUGCCGGACCAUCCACCCCACGGAGAAGAGAAGCGGCACCGACAGCCUCAAAUUCAUCUUCUCGCUUUGCACGUGGCUUUGCGGACCGCUUCCGGGCAUUGGCUGCUGGACAAUCCAACACUGAGGGCCAACAAGCCGAAGCUUCUUCAACCUCAGAGGCGCCUGAGGCCACACAACGACCAAGUGGCUCCAGGGGGCGAACAUGGGAUCUGAUACUCGGGCGAGGAGAUGCAGGAACCAAUGUCUCGGGCUCUACGACGGGUGCUCCUGGAGAAAGAGAUCCACAUCCAAUUAUGCCAGCUGAACUUGAUCGCUGGAGACAAUACAUGGUUGCACGAAAUCGUACUGGUGGCAACGUACAUCUUCCAGCUCUUGUCGGCGAUCAAGGUGGGAAUGCGGCCUCUGCACCGUCUGAUCUUUCUGGGCUAGUUCGCAACAACCUCGUCCUUGCUACCAACUCGAAUCAGACUCCAUCACAAGGGACGAGCGGGUCACACUCUCUAGGCUCCCUUUCGGCCAUGCAUGCAGCGACGGAGCAUGCCCGGGCAGCGUUGGCAUCAAGGGAUGUCGCUGGUGGCAAUCGCACCACGUCGCGGGCACCGGGGUCAGACGCAGACAUCAGCAUGCAGUAG
Serendipita indica DSM 11827 is the source of this 3501-nucleotide messenger RNA. The record is from the annotation of a GenBank genome assembly. Lineage: Eukaryota; Fungi; Basidiomycota; Agaricomycetes; Sebacinales; Serendipitaceae.